Dictyostelium purpureum is the source of this 1893-nucleotide messenger RNA. RefSeq lists its product as uncharacterized. NCBI's taxonomy places the organism in Eukaryota, Evosea, Eumycetozoa, Dictyosteliales, Dictyosteliaceae. The transcript has 2 exons. Bases 1 to 1893 code for a protein of 630 amino acids. The record is from RefSeq and is a predicted model, not a curated record.
AUGAAUUAUAACAAAAAAUCAUAUAAAGAAAUUAUUGACGAUUUAUUUUUAGAAUAUAAAGCAAUUGAUAAUAAAAAAAAAAUGACAAUUAAAAACAAAAGAUUUAAAAGGAUUAGUACUAAACCAAAAGAGUAUGACUUCAAAUAUUUAGAAAAUAGAAAUAGAAUUAUAGAUUUUAUAGAAAAGAAUGUUAUAAAUAGAAUUGAACAUUUUACAAUAGAAUUUUUUCAAAAACUGGGGUAUAAAGAAUAUUGUUUCGAACUGGUACCUUAUCAAGAGAUUAUUGACCUAUUAAUCAACAAUAUAGAGUCAAACAAUCCUUUUAUUAGAUUAUUUGUAAUUUUUGAAUGGUUUUUAUUUCAUCAAAACAAAGUUUUCGAUUCUUACAAAGAUAAAUACAAUGGAAAAGAAUGUGCAAAUAUUGUAGUUCAGGUAUUUUCAGAUAAAAGUGAAUAUGUAGCCUACACUUUGAAAUAUUUAUCUAUAGUUUUAGAAAAGGAUGGUAGAAUAGAUGAUUCAGAACAUAAUUAUUUAAAUUCAUUUUUUUUAUCAGACAAUUUAUAUAAAAUAUUUACAAUUAAAAAAUAUCAGUUACAUUCAAGACUUUCAAUAUUGGUUAAAUCAAAGUAUUUUAUUUCUUGUUUACAACAUGUCGUUAUAAGAAACUCUUCGCAAUAUAAGCUCAUUCAAGUUUUUAAAGAAAUUAUUACAGAAUACAAUGAUGUUGAAAUUUGCAAAAAUUUAUUAAAAGAUUAUAAUAACCAUGAUUAUGAUAAUAAUAUUAGUAAUAAUAAAAUAAUAGAAAAGUACAACAAAGAUAUUAAUUGCUAUACCAGCGCAAAUAAUAUAAAAAACUAUAAUAGUUACAAUAAAUUUAACAUCUAUAUUUUAAAUAAAAAUAAUAGAACCUAUAAUUUCAAUAACUACUACCAAAACAAUAGUAAUAAUAAGAAUAACAAUAUUGAUAUUAAUAUCAACUUAAAUAAUAAUAAAAAUAAAACAAAUAGCUUUAGUAGAAAAUUAAAUAAUAUUAUCUUAAAAACAAUAUUUAAAUUCCAUUUUGAAAAAUCAAAUCUAAGUAGUUUAUUUUUCGAUGUAAAGUCUUUAGCUCUAGUUUGCUGGGGGUUCUUCAAAGUUAUUCCAUCAUGUAUAAUACAAAUUAAAGGUUUGGUUUUUCAUUAUUUCAGUAUAAUAGACCAGGUUUCAUUUCAUCCCAAAUACUCUUUAUUUGUCCAUAAUCAAAUGCCAAUCACAACAAACUAUCACCAUAUAAUUAAAGUUACACCCUAUAGCAAAAUUAAUAAUGUUUUAAAUAAUAUUGAAAAACUAACAAUAGAAUCACAGAAUGAUAUUUAUAGCUUUAAAAAUAAAUCAAAUUUAUCAAUUAAUCAUAAUAUCUAUCCCUCAAGCCAAAGCCUAUCCAAAGUUUCAAGAAUAAAAUUAAUUAAUCAUUCAGUUGGUUGUUUCCAAAACAGAUUUUUGAAGGGUGUAAAUAAAAACCUAAUAGAUUAUAUUUUAAUACAUUGCAAUUCAAAAAUCACCAAGUUUACAUAUAUAAUCAACGACCCCUCCAUUCAUAGCCAUUAUUUUUCUUUUGACACUUCAGUAAUAGAUUUAUUAGUUCAUUAUCAUAAAUCAACAUUACAGCAAAUAAAAAUAUCAUUUACAAGGUUUUUUAAUGAUCAAGAUAAUGAUGAUCAAAUUUUCAACAACCAACCCAUCUCCCAAUUGGAUGAAAACAAUAGUUAUUGUAGCUCUAUUAUAACAAAUAAAUUUCAAUUAUAUAUCCAAAAUCUUCAAAAACAAAUUUUAAAUAGUUUUGAUAAUAGAAUAGAUUUAUUACUAUUUGAUAGUAAAUUGAAAAAAUAUAAAAAAAUAAAUCUAAGUUUAUAA